Messenger RNA from Benincasa hispida (wax gourd), 3213 nucleotides. RefSeq names its product Nucleoporin interacting component (Nup93/Nic96-like) family protein. The record is from RefSeq and is a predicted model, not a curated record. Gene Ontology annotation, molecular function: structural constituent of nuclear pore. NCBI's taxonomy places the organism in Eukaryota, Viridiplantae, Streptophyta, Magnoliopsida, Cucurbitales, Cucurbitaceae. Gene Ontology annotation, biological process: protein import into nucleus; poly(A)+ mRNA export from nucleus. Gene Ontology annotation, cellular component: nuclear pore.
UACGUACUCUUAUUUCCUUUUCUUUGUUAACAAACCAUCGAAAACCUUAAACCCUUUCAGCUUCCUCUCACUCGUUGCUCCACCUUCUCAUUCACUUUGGUCCCCUCUCUUUUAGCAGUUCAGUGCCGCGGCCGCUUCUCUCCCGCUUAAGGGCAUUAGGCCAUUUAGCCUCAAUUGCCCUUGCCUCUCAUCACAACUCUCCCGGUGCCUCCACUUGAGAGCCAUGGCGAACGAUCAAGACAUGAGUGGCUGGACUGAUCUGCUUCACUCUUCUACAAAGCUCCUCGAACAAGCUGCUCCAUCAGCCCAGUUCCCUCCUCUCCAGAGGAACUUAGAUCAGUUAGAAGUGUUAUCUAAAAAGCUCAAGGCAAAGACCCUGAGAACUGAGGCGCCUACACAAUCUAUUGCUGCUACAAGGUUACUUGCACGUGAGGGAAUAAAUGCAGAGCAACUUGCUCGAGAUUUGAAGUCUUUUGAACUAAAGACUACAUUUGAGGACGUGUUUCCUGCUGAGGCAACAAGUAUUGAAGAAUACUUGCAACAGGUUCAUGAAAUGGCAAUGAUCUCGGCCAUACAGGAGGCACAGAAGGACAAUGUUAGAAGUUUUAAUGAUUACAUGAUGAAAGUUUUAGAGGAGGAUUGGAAAAAGGAAAAACGUGAUUUCCUUCAGAGUUUAAGCCGAAUAUCUACACUACCCAGGACUAAUAUUAUUGAUGAUAAGAGUGGGGCUUCAAAGACGGGUCAAAUGGCGUCCUUUGUAUCCAGCCCACAUGUUUCAUCUGGUUUACCCAGCCUGGAGUCUGUGUCUCUAGCCAACAAGCCUAUUAUGGAGAAAAAGGCAUCAACAUAUGCUGAAGUAGUGAAGAAAAUGAACGAUGCAAGGGAACGUGGAUUACCAUUUAAACCUGCUGUAGCUUUCAAAGGUGCUUAUGAAAGUUUAAAUCUCCACGCAUCUGCUGGGAAGUCAGUUAACAUGCAAAAGAUUUGGCAUCUUAUUCAAACAUUAAUGGGUGAGGACUCAACUUCCAACCGAAAUGUUUCAAAAAAGAUGUCAUUAAUACUUGGGGCAAGGCGCCAUCUAGAGUGGGGUCACGAGAAAUAUAUAAUGGAUACAAUACAAAGCCAUCCUGCACAGGCAGCCCUUGGUGGCGUUGUUGGAAAUCUGCAAAGAGUUCGGGCCUUCCUUCGGAUUCGCUUGAGAGACUAUGGAGUGCUAGAUUUUGAUGCCAAUGAUGCACGUAGACAGCCUCCUGUUGAUACUACUUGGCAACAGAUUUACUUUUGCUUGAGAACUGGAUAUUAUGACGAGGCCAGAAACAUUGCGCUGUCAUCUCGUGCUUCAAAUCAGUUUGCCCCUCUGCUUACAGAGUGGAUUAAUACUGGGGGCAUGGUACCAGUGGAGAUAGCAAGUGUUGCAACAGAAGAAUGUGAAAAGUUGUUAAGAAUGGGAGAUAGAAUGGGCCGAGCUGCAUAUGAUAAGAAAAAGUUGUUGUUAUAUGCUAUUAUUUCAGGUUCUCGCCGGCAAAUUGACCGUUUGUUGAGAGAUCUUCCAACGCUGUUCAAUACGAUAGAGGAUUUUCUAUGGUUUCAGUUGUCAGCUGUACGUAAUGGCCAUGGGGAAUCUUCAUCUAUUGUUCUGAAUGAAGGCUCGGUACCUUACACUUUGGAUGAUCUGCAGUUUUACCUCAAUAAAUUUGAACCGUCAUAUUAUACAAAAAAUGGAAAAGACCCCCUGGUAUAUCCAUAUGUUCUGCUUUUAAGUAUCCAGUUGCUGCCUGCAGUCUUGUAUUUGUCAAAGGAAACAGGAGAGGAAGGAUUAAAUAUUGAUGCUGCCCACAUAUCAAUUGUACUUGCGGACCAUGGAGUACUUUCAGAAGGAACGGGGGCUGGACAAAAAAUGGGUGUGAUGGAUGCUUAUGCUGAGGUAGCUAGCAUAAUCAGGCAGUAUGGUUCUCUUUAUUUAAGAAUGGGGAAUUUAUCUAUGGCACUGGAGUACUAUGCCCAGGCUGCUGCAGCACUGGGCGGUGGAGAGUUGUCAUGGUCUAGCAGGGGUAGUGUGGAUCAGCAGAGGCAGAGAACUUUGAUGCUGAAGCAACUUCUUACCGAGCUGUUGUUACGUGAUGGAGGUAUCUAUCUCUUGCUUGGUGCAAGGGGUGCUGGAGAAGAAGGUGAAUUACGACGAUUUAUGGCUGACGUGAAAUCAAGGCAACAAUUUCUACUUGAAGCUGCUCGACAGUGUCAGGAAGCUGGGCUUUAUGACAAGUCAAUAGAGAUCCACAAAAGAGUUGGGGCAUUUUCCAUGGCACUGGAUACAAUUAACAGGUGUCUCUCUGAAGCAAUCUGUGCCCUGUCACGUGGUAGACUGGAUGGGGAGAGCCGGACUGCUGGCCUUAUUCAUUCAGGCAAUGACAUUUUGGAAACGUACAAAUAUUAUCCUGAAAUCAGCCUUCAGGAAAGAGAAUAUGUCAUGGAGCAACAGACCGUGUUAAGACAACUCGAGGCAGUUCUUUCAAUCCACAAGUUGGCCAGAUUGGGUCAUCAUCUUGAUGCUCUAAGGGAGAUUGCUCGAAUUCCAUUUCUUCCAUUGGAUCCACGAGGGCCUGAUAUGACUUCUGAUGUGUUUCAAAGCAUAUCUCCUCACAUUCAAGGUUGUGUCCCGGAUCUUUUGAAGGUUGCACUUACAUGUCUGGAUAAUGUGACAGAUUCUGAUGGAUCUCUUCGUGCCUUGAGGGCCAAGAUAGCGAACUUCAUUGCGAAUAAUUUAAAUAGGAAUUGGCCUCGUGAUUUGUAUGAAAAAGUUGCUCAAACCUUGUGAAAGCAUGUAGACUUCAGCAUUAGAGGGGCUAGCCACGAAAAUGAGAAAUGCAAAGAUGGAGCAAUGGGAAAUGUAGCAUACUUUUAGGCUUGUAGCUUGUGUAGAAGUACAGAAGAAAAAGGAAAAUGAAGUUUGAGGAACAUUGGGAGAACGGUCUGUCGUUAUGUGCAAUUUUUGUUUCACCAAUCGGGAAACUGAUUGUAACUUCACAAGCUCAUUCCCAAAUGUUUCGUUUUCCUUUCAUUUUCUUCCUUGCCUUCUUGUUGUGCUUGUUGGAAAAGCUAGAGCAAAAGAGAUGGAUUAUGGUGCCAAAUUUAGGGUUUAUAUUUGAUCAGAUAUGCUGUGGAUCUGUAUGUAUCUUGGAAUAUUAAGAAAAGGAUUAUUUUAUUGGUGGGGUA